Molecule: messenger RNA, 1338 nt
Organism: Penicillium manginii
Lineage: Eukaryota; Fungi; Ascomycota; Eurotiomycetes; Eurotiales; Aspergillaceae
Product: glutamate 5-kinase
Exons: 5
Coding region: 1-1338 (445 amino acids)
Cellular component (GO): cytosol; cytoplasm
Molecular function (GO): ATP binding; RNA binding; glutamate 5-kinase activity
Source: RefSeq, a predicted model, not a curated record
AUGGCGGCCGCUUCGGGGCUGACGAUUGUGAUCAAACUCGGGACAAGUUCGAUUGUCGACGAGAAGACACAUGAGCCUAUUCUCUCCAUUUUGACAUUGAUUGUCGAAACGGUAGCUAAGCUGCGCAGAGAUGGGCAUAGAGUUGUGCUCGUUUCCUCUGGCGCGGUGGGGGUUGGUUUGCGGAGGAUGGACGUGGAUGAAAGACCCAAAUAUCUACCCCGAAUACAGGCCCUCGCUGCUGUCGGCCAGUGUCGACUGAUGAGCCUGUGGGAUAACCUCUUUUCUCACCUCAAUGUUCCGGUGGCUCAAAUUCUUUUGACGAGAAACGACAUUGCAGAUAAAACUCAAUAUUUCAACGCGCAAAAUACCUUCGAGCAACUGUUCGACAUGGGUGUGAUCCCCAUUGUCAACGAGAAUGACACUUUAGCUGUUUCUGAAAUCAAAUUUGGCGAUAAUGAUACCCUCUCAGCUAUUGCUGCGGCCACAGUCAAGGCCGAUUACCUAUUCCUAAUGACCGACGUUGACUGUCUCUACACCGCGAAUCCGCGCACAAAUCCAGACGCCGAGCCCAUCGAAGUCGUCUCCGACAUCUCAUCUCUGGAGGCCGACGUCUCAUCAGCCGGAUCCUCCCUCGGAACCGGAGGCAUGAGCACCAAAAUCGUCGCCGCGAAGCUGGGAACAAGCGCCGGCGUAACGACAGUCAUAACGAAAAGCUCCAAACCCGGAAACGUCCACGACAUCGUGAACUAUCUCCAAGCCCUCCAAGCGAAAUCGGCCUCAAACGGCAGCGACUCUGGCGCCGAGAUAGAAAUCCCCGCCGCACCACUCCACACCCGCUUCCUGCCCUCCGAAACCCCAAUCCAAUCCCGAACAUUCUGGCUCCUGCACGGCCUCCAACCGCACGGCACAAUCUACAUCGACCCGGGCGCCCACGACGCCCUCCUCCUAAAGAAAGCCAGCCUCCUCCCAGCCGGGGUACUAGCAGUAGAAGGCCACUUCGGCGCCCACGAAGCAGUCCGCCUCGUCGUCGCCGAAAGACCGGACCCCGACGCGCUGAAUGGCGACUUCCUGCACCACAGCGCAGAGCCGAAGGAAGUUGGGCGCGCGCUGGUGAAUUACGGCAGUUUUGAAAUCGAUCAUAUUAAGGGUCGGCGCAGCUCGCAGAUUAACGACCUGCUCGGAUAUUCGGAUAGCGAUUAUGUUGCUCUUCAUGAGAAUAUCUCGUUUCACCCGGAGGAUCGGCAUAAUCAUCGGCCCACGACGCCGGUUAUGACGCCGGCGCUUGAGGAGUGGAAGUCGCCUAAGUCGUCUAAGUCGCCGACGCCGAUGUCGCCUUGA